Messenger RNA from Melanotaenia boesemani (Boeseman's rainbowfish), 4583 nucleotides. It is a transcript of the gene ube4a, whose product is annotated as ubiquitination factor E4A (UFD2 homolog, yeast). NCBI's taxonomy places the organism in Eukaryota, Metazoa, Chordata, Actinopteri, Atheriniformes, Melanotaeniidae. Gene Ontology annotation, molecular function: ubiquitin-ubiquitin ligase activity. The transcript is spliced from 20 exons. The coding region runs from base 148 to 3384 and encodes 1078 amino acids. The record is from RefSeq and is a predicted model, not a curated record. Gene Ontology annotation, cellular component: cytoplasm; ubiquitin ligase complex; nucleus. Gene Ontology annotation, biological process: protein polyubiquitination.
UUACAGCUUCUGUUUACUGAGGAACUGCCCCUUGCUUCGUAGAAGCAUUUUCCCCCUAAAAAGCAAACCUGUCUGUUCGUCAAACAGUAUCUGUGUUGUUAAUUGAGGCUGGGAUCUUGGAUGGAGUGAGCGUUGCGCCCCAGUGAGAUGACUGACCAGGGCAACAACAACCAGAACAUCUCCUGCAACCCCUUUGCUGCCCUUUUCAGCUCGCUGGCUGAUGCCAAACAGUUUGCAUCUGGCCAGAAACCACAACAGCAGUCUACUCAACCCCCAUUGGAGGACUCAGGAGAGAGUCAUUCAGAGUCAGAAAACUCUGUGUCAGACAGUGUUGAUGACAAUGACGACUCGGUUGCAGAGAUCAGCCGCUCCUUCCGGUCCCGGCAGGAGCUGUGUGAGCAACUCAAUGUCAAUCACAUGAUCCAGAGAAUAUUUCUCAUCACUCUUGACAACAGUGACCCCAGUUUGAGAGGAGAUAACGGGAUCCCUCCUCGCUGUGUUUACUUAGAGGAAAUGGCUGCAGAUCUGGAUGGACAGGACUGGCUGGACAUGGACAACAUUGAGCAGGCUCUGUUUAACCGCCUGCUGCUUUUAGAGCCAGGAAACCAACUCAUCUACAUGACAUCAUGCAGCGCAGUGAACCUGUCUGCUGACCGUGAUGCUGGAGAGAAAUGUGCCAUUCCUUACCUUUUCGCUUGUUACCAGAGGGCAAAAGAAGAAGUGAAGAAGGUGCCUGAGAAGUUACUUUCAUUUGCUCUUCGCUGCAAGAACCUGACUGUUUCUAACACGCGAACAGUCCUUCUCACCCCAGAAAUCUACAUCAGCCAGAAUGUUUAUGAGCAGCUUCUGGACCUGCUACUGGAAGGUUUCAGGGGAGCACAGCCAGAGGAGGUGGUUGAGUUUGUGGAGGAGGUCAUUGCUGGCCUUCUCUCUGACCAGGAGGUGCGUACCUUUGAGGAGGUGAUAGUUCCCGUAUUCGAUAUCUUCCAGGGACGCUUCAAAGACUUGGACCUGUGCCAGCCUCUCCUCUACUUCUAUCUAGAUGUUCUCCUCUAUUUCAGCCAGCAUAAAGAUAUUGCCAAGGUGUUGGUAGAGCACAUACAGCCCAAAGACCCAGCUAAUGGUUUGCAGUUUCAGAAGACCCUCCUGGGGACUGUAUUAAAUAUAUCUUGCUUACUGAAAACCCCAGGUGUGGUAGAGGGACAUGGCUACUUCCUGAACCCCUCCCGCUCCAGUGCCCAAGAAACAAAGGUCCAAGAGGCCAACAUCCACCAGUUCAUGGGUCAAUUUCAUGAUAAGCUUCACCUGAUCUUGAAAAGCUUGCUGCAGCGAUCUGGUGAGACCCGCCACCUGCUCCUCACAUGGUUGGGCAACUGUCUGCAGGCUAAUGCUGGACGGGCAAAGAUCUGGGCCAAUCAGAUGCCAGAAAUUUUUUUCCAGAUGUAUGCUUCAGAUGCAUUUCUCCUAAAUCUGGGUGCAGCUCUUCUAAAGCUGUGCCAACCAUUCUGCAAGCCACAUUCACCCAAAUUGCUCACCUUUAACCCUACUUACUGUGCACUCAAAGAGAUGAGCGAAGAGGAGAGGCGUAACCGCAAUGUCCAUGCAAGAGGUCUCGAAAAGGAAACCUGCCUGAUCCCUGUACCCCCCCAGCAGCAGCAGCUGGAAUCUGCACAGUCUUACAGCCUGCUGACUGAAAACCUCAUCUUCACACAGCUCACCAUGCAUCUCGGCUUCCACAGACUCCAUGAGCAGAUGGUCAAGAUGAACCAGUCUCUUCACCGACUUCAGGUGACAUGGCAGGAGGCCCAGCGAGCAAGCAACCCAAUGUCAGAGCAGCUCCUGGAGCAGUUUGAGCGUCUGAUGAUUGUUUAUCUGUCAACCAAAGCUGCCACCACACAGCCUGCCAUGCUGCAAUGCUGCCUUAACCUCCAAGCAUCCACUGCUGCUCUGCUUGUUCAGCUUAGUAUGGGAAACCAGGGACCUGAACAUGUAGCACUUGAUUUUCCCCUUUCUUCCCUGCAGAAUACUGUGCUCUGCUAUGUACCAGAGUUCUUUGCAGAAAACUUGGGAGACUUUUUCAUCUUCCUGCGACGGUUUGCAGACGACAUCCUGGAGACUUCUGCAGAAAAUCUGGAGCAGAUUCUUAAUUUCAUUACUGUCUUCAUGGGUAAUGUAGAAAGAAUGAAGAACCCUCACUUAAGAGCAAAGCUUGCAGAGGUGCUGGAGGCAGUGAUGCCCCACAUGGAGCCACUGGCUCCUGGUGCUGCUCAACCAAUCGUGUUCCAGAGGGAGAGGGUCUUCUGCUCCUACAGACAUGCACCUCAGCUGGCUGAAGCCCUCAUCACUGUGUUUGUUGACAUUGAGUUCACAGGAGAUCCUCAUCAGUUUGAACAGAAGUUCAACUACAGAAGACCCAUGUAUCCAAUUCUCAAGUAUAUGUGGAGCAAAGACAACUAUAGAGAAAGCAUUAAGCAUUUGGCGAACUAUGCAUCUGAGAACCUGGAGGCCAUGAACCCCCCUCUGUUCCUCAGGUUCCUCAACUUGCUGAUGAACGAUGCCAUCUUUUUAUUGGAUGAGGCUAUUCAGUACCUGAGUAAAAUCAAAGUUCUGCAGCUGGAGCGGGAUCGAGGGGAGUGGGAGGGCCUGGCCCCUGAUGCCCGGAGAGAGAAGGAGUCAAGCCUGCAGAUGUUUGGACAGCUGGGACGCUUCCACAACAUCAUGUCCAACGAGACCAUCGGCACUCUAGCCUUCCUCACCUCAGAGAUUAAGGGCAUCUUUGUGCAUCCCUUCCUGGCUGAGAGGAUCAUCUCCAUGCUGAACGACUUUCUGCAGCACCUGGUGGGUCCUAAGAUGGGAGCUCUCAAAGUCAAGGACUUCAGUGAGUUUGACUUCAAGCCGCAGCAGCUUGUUUCUGACAUCUGCACAAUCUACCUAAACCUCGGUGAUGAGGAGAAUUUCUGUGCUACAGUCCCAAAAGAUGGACGAUCGUAUUCUCCUACUCUGUUCACACAGACACUUCGCGUACUAAAGAAAAUCAAUAAGCCUGGUGACAUGAUUGUGGCUUUUGGUCUUCUUGCGGAUAAAAUAAAGUCUCAUGCAGACAGGCAGCAACAGGAAGAAGAGACAUACGCAGAGGCUCCAGACGAGUUCUUGGACCCCAUCAUGUCCACGCUAAUGCUGGAUCCUGUUCUUCUCCCUUCUUCCAAUGUAACAGUAGACCGCUCAACUAUAGCAAGACACCUCCUCAGUGACCAGACAGACCCUUUCAACCGCAGUCCUUUAACCAUGGACCAGAUCAGGCCAAACGAGGAACUCAAACAGCAGAUCUUACAGUGGUUAGAAAAGCAUAAGCAAGAGAGGCUGCAACUGGGGCCCAGUGGCUAGUCCUGACCUCUCACUCACUACGUUUACAUGGAUCACUUUUGAUCCGAUCGAACGUCCAGUCCGAAUAAAAAUGCAUCAUGUAAACAUGUCAGCUGGUCUGAUCAGCUGACAUCGAUUGAAAAGAAUUUUCAAUCCAAUUGAGAGGGGUGGUUUAAACCUUUUCACGAUUGGAUCGGCAGGAAAAAUUGUUUCUGUGUGCAUGAAUUACAUGGGGGUUACGUGGCGUAGUAUUUGUCCAUGUAAACGUAGCUACUGUUUUUCACAGUAGCUACGUGCCUACUAGUGCGUGUGUCUGUGUGUGUGUAUACAUAUAUAUAUAUAUAUAUAUAUAUAUAUAUGUAUAUAUAUAUAUAUAUAUGUAUGUAUAUAUAUACAUAUAUAUAUAUAUAACCUCCAUGUGGUUCAAAUAUGCCCAUAGACAAAAUAACACCACAGAAACAAUCAGAAAAGUGUAUAUAUGAUUAUUUUUUCCUGCUGAAACGAUCAUGAAAAGGUUUAAAUGACUCCACUAGAUGAGAUAAAAAAUACUUUCCAAUCGAAACCAAUCGGAUCAGCUGACAUGUUUACGUGACGCAUUUUUAUUCUGACUGGAUGUUCUAUCGGAUCAAAAGUUCUCUGUGUAAUCAUAGCUAAUGACUCUUUUUGCAUAGUUCUUUUCUUUCCUGGCCCACAUGCUCCUUUGCUUCAUGGCAAAUCCAUGGUGUGAUUUCCUCUGUGGAUUUGUUGUCCAACAGACAUUGCAUUAGCCUUUUCAUGCAGCCUUCGUGGUAAUGGAUCACCUCUGCAGCAACGAUUCAGGCAAACUAUAGGCCACCUGCUGGUGAAAACUUCAAAAUCAAUACAGCUUUGAUCCCAUGAUCUCCUAUUGUGAACACUAGCAGAAUAAUGCAGGCUCUGCUUCUGUAGUUAUUACAGUCCGAUCUGUGGUCAGAAAUAUCAGUUCAGUAUGAACGUCUGACUGUCCGGCUAACUCAAACAAGAUUUUAUAAUGCAAGGUAAGUGUUUUUGGGAACUCACAAGUCAGGACAUGGAUGGAGUUGUUUAUAACUGAAACCUGAAUUCACCUUUGUAAAGAAUAUAUCAUACACUGCCUUUCAAAGUUUCCUAACACCCUAUAUGUUUGCACUACGGUUAAAUCUAGACCAGCAUGCUCAUUAUAAUAAAAUGAAAAAAUAAAACUGAGGUCAGUAAAAACUGGA